CUACACGUCUGAAGGCUCACCAGCACUCUCUCCGUCCAUUGUCGGUCUCAUCUCCGACGGGCCCCUCCCACUCUCCCUUAUCCCAUCAAGCCACACGUUGCACGCUCAUUCAUCGCAUGAAUAUCUGAUUUCAUCGCAAGCUGGGGUCAGCCGCCCGCCCGGCCGAAACAACCACCGACAUGAUCAUCGGGCCCGUCUCUCUCAUAGACUGUCUCGUCUUCUGCAUCUUCUUGACGCCGCAGUUGUUAUGGCAUGUCGGCUUCUUCCGCACCGCCUUUGCGGUGCUGCCCAUGCUUCCCUUUCUCCGUACGUACUUCGUAUACGCCUGGGGCACGCGGCAGCCGUUGACUCAUCGCGGAUGCACAUCCCGGUGGACGAUUGCUUACGUCGAGGCUUUCCCGCGAAUACAGUUGUCGAGCUUCCGUAUCACUUCGUCAGGGACCGGUACUGGGCGUCUCCAGCCGACAGCCCGUCGUUCGUUCAGCGCUCUACGGUGUUUGAAGAUGUCGUCAUCCGCUGCGUGCGGUACGCGUUCAAGAACUUGCCCGCCAACAUUGGCAAGGUCUUCUUCUCCAGGAAUGUCGCCUUGCCGUUUUUGCGUUGGCGCGCGCUGAGGCACGGGCACCUGAAAUGGCCUGUGUUCUGGCGGGAACAGUCCCUUGGAAAGGGCGAUAAGGCCACCAAAGGUGUAUGGAUAAUGCACGACCCCCAAAAGGCACCCGACUUUGUUGUCUAUUACGUCCACGGAGGUGGCUUUGCUCUCGGCUCUUGCUACUUUUAUCUUGAAUUUCUUAUGGCCUGGCACCAUAUGCUUGUAGACGACGGGUACAAGAACCCCGCCAUCUUCGCACUUGACUACACGCUGGUGCCAGACGACAUCUAUCCAACGCAGGUGCAGCAAACGCUGGAGGGCUACAGUCAUGCAUUGAGCGUGGUCAAGGAUCCAUCAAAGGUCUGUGUUGCCGGGGACUCGGCUGGUGGCACGCUCGUUCUCAGCCUGCUGCAAGUGUUGGGAGGCCGCGCAAGUGAUGGGCGGCGCGAGGGGCCGAAGCUCGGCAUCGACGGCGGUUUGUCGGAGCCAUCGUCCUCAUCACUCCCUACACCCCUGGCCGCCGUGCUGAUAUCGCCGUGGGUUACGCUCACGUCGAACCGCCACUAUCCGUCAAAGGUGGACUUUCUAGACAGGCGCACUCUCUGGAAAUACGCACGCGAAUACGCUGGCGGCGCAUUGCUCAACGAGGCACCGGCGUCUCCUGGGUCGUGCAGCGAUGAAGAGCUGUGGCGCCGGGCGAGCCCACAACGAGGGUACUUUGUUGUCUACGGAAGCGAGGAGGUCUUUGCGCCGGAUGCUGAAGAUUUCUUGGAGCUGCAAGCAACGCUGGGCCUUGAGGUGGACGGCGUGCGGUUUGAUGGCGGGAUCCACGCCUGGCCGGUGGUGUCGCUCUUCCUGUCGAGCACGGCGGACAGGCGACUCGAAGGACUGCGGUCUAUCGUAUCGCAAAUUAGCAAACGAGUGCGACAGCCGCAGGCAAACAACACAAAAAAUGGUGUAGUGACGACUCUCAGAUUAGAUCAAGUAGACAGUCAUAGACAGGCCAGAUAAGGUAGAUGCAGGUCUGGACCCAGAGCCCAGGAGCUCGGUUCCGUU
This is a messenger RNA of Purpureocillium takamizusanense, 1648 nucleotides long. RefSeq lists its product as uncharacterized. Bases 248 to 1603 code for a protein of 451 amino acids. Gene Ontology annotation, molecular function: hydrolase activity. The transcript is spliced from 3 exons. Lineage: Eukaryota; Fungi; Ascomycota; Sordariomycetes; Hypocreales; Ophiocordycipitaceae. The record is from RefSeq and is a predicted model, not a curated record.